Messenger RNA from Penicillium bovifimosum, 2730 nucleotides. RefSeq lists its product as uncharacterized. The record is from RefSeq and is a predicted model, not a curated record. NCBI's taxonomy places the organism in Eukaryota, Fungi, Ascomycota, Eurotiomycetes, Eurotiales, Aspergillaceae. The coding region runs from base 1 to 2730 and encodes 909 amino acids. The transcript is spliced from 10 exons. Gene Ontology annotation, molecular function: flavin adenine dinucleotide binding; acyltransferase activity; acyl-CoA dehydrogenase activity.
AUGCAGCCUGUCAUUGUCGGGGUUGCCGACAUUAAGAAUCGAUCACUCGCCGUUGAAGAUGCCAAGGAACCUGCUACCUUGAUCUCAGCUGAGACUGCACAGAUCCUCCGAGAUCAUAUCGAUAGUCUGAGCGUUGUACAGACUUGGACCUGGCCCUAUCAAAAUCUGCCGGGCUUGUUGUCUCAAUGGCUCGGAGUGAAUCCCAAACACCAAACAUGUACCGAGCAUGGGGGUAACCAACCUGCCAAGCUCCUCGAUGAGGCUGCUCUGCGGAUUACACGCGGCGAAGCAACUGUAGCGGUGAUUACGGGGGGUGAAGCGCUUGCUUCUUUGGCUUCAUGUGUCAAGCAUGGCAAGAUGCCACCUCCGGGUUGGUCAUCCCCAGCUCAAAAUGUCACGGAUGUUUUCUCUCCAACCAACAGAGAGCUGAGGAAGGAUAUCGCAGGGCUACAUUCCGUGGGGUCACCAAUCCAUGUAUAUCCACUGUAUGAGAAUGGAUUCCGGGCCCACCGUGAACAGUCACUCCAGGAAAAUCAUGACGAGUCGGCUGCCCUUUACGGCUACUUCAGUAAAGUCGCAUCACGAAAUCCAUACGCCUGGAACUAUGGCGUCGAGGCCGAGACCACCACUUCGAUUGGCACCAUAUCGAAGAAAAAUCGCAUGGUCUGCUCACCAUAUCCUCUUCUGAUGAAUGCUUUCAACACUGUCAAUCUGUCUGCAGCUUGCAUCGUAACGACUACCGAGCUCGCUAGGCGACUUCAGAUACCCGAGGACAAGUGGAUCUACCCCCUCGGUGGUGCUGGUUCCAAGGAGCGUGAGAAUUUCUGGGAACGACCCAACUUCUUCCAGAGUACGGCGAUAUCCAAGGCUUUGGACACAUGUCUGAGCGUUAGCCAACUUACAUCCAAGGAGAUUGACCUCUAUGAUUUCUACUCAUGUUUCCCAAUUGUGCCAAAACUGGCGUGCCAUCACCUAGGCAUUUCGAUCAGAGAGCCCCAGAAGCCAAUUACCCUGCUGGGUGGUCUCACCUCCUUCGGUGGUGCUGGUAACAACUACUCCAUGCAUGCUAUCACUGAAAUGACCCGCCGUCUACGCCAAGGCUCCAGUCGCAAUGGACUUAUCCUUGCCAACGGUGGUGUUUUAUCUUACCAGCAUGCAAUCUGCAUGUCCUCCUCACCCCCAAAGGAGGGGACACCUUAUCCCGAUAGUGAAGUUCUAGGAAGAGGCGAAUUAGAUCCGAUUCCGCCAGUCGACUUUGAAGCAGAGGGGCCGGCAAAAAUCGAGACGUAUACCGUUGAAUUCAAACGAGAUGGGACUCCAUUGCGAGCUUACAUCGUAGGCAGGUUGACUGAUACUAAUCACCGAUUCCUGGCAAAUGAGGGCGACAAGUCGACUCUCCUACGCUUGGCUUCAUCCCAUGAGGAACCGAUAGGGAAACUUGGUACUGUCAUUGCUGAUCCCUCGGGGUUGGCGCGACCCCAAUUGCUCAGGACUCUCCGACCAAGGGCGUAUCGUCUUGGUUCACGAUCGUUAUACGGGCGGGCGACCGAGUUUCUUCAAAAUCAUGACCCCGAUCUAUCCGAAUCUCAGCGAAUGGUGCGACAAGAAAUUGCCAAGAUAUGUUCGGAUUUUCCAGAUAAUUAUUGGGCCAAGGUGGACGAGACGCACCAGUUUCCGACCGAACUGUAUGAGGCGUUGGCAUCCCAGGGCUGGCUGGGCAUUUGCUUGCCACAACGAUAUGGAGGUUCUGAGCUGGGAAUUUCAGAAGCCGCAGUGAUGAUGCAGACCAUUGCAGAGUCCGGGGGAGGGAUGACUGGUGCAUCUUCUAUCCAUAUGAACAUCUUUGGUCUUGAGCCAGUUGCCAAGUUUGGGACCGACGAACAGAAAGAACGAUGGCUCACUCCGCUCAUUGCUGGUCGCCAUAGGGCAUGUUUUGGGGUCACGGAGCCCAAUACGGGCUUGGAUACGUUGCAGUUGCAGGCCACAGCGCGUCGAUCUGGCACUGGCUACGUAUUAUCCGGGCAAAAGAUCUGGAUUUCGACGGCGCAGAGAGCGGACAAGAUUCUGAUUCUCGUGCGUACGACACCACGCGACCGAGUGAAAAAGCCGUCCCAGGGUCUUUCACUUUUCUACACUGAUCUACAGGUUCCUCAGGUCCAAAUCACCGAGAUCCCCAAAAUGGGCCGCGCGGCCGUGGAUACCAACUCCCUGUUCUUCGAUGAUUGGCAUGUCCCGGAGGUGGACCGGGUGGGACAAGAAGAUGAAGGAUUCAGGAUGAUUCUCCACGGGAUGAAUGCAGAGAGAAUUCUGAUCGGCGCAGAGGCACUCGGACUCGGCUUUGCAGCGCUGCGUCGUGCAGCCUUAUAUGCCAACGAGCGGCAGGUAUUUGGGCGACCGAUCGGGCAGAAUCAAGGGAUCCAACAUCCUCUGGCCGAUAGCUGGAUGAAACUGGAAGCAGCGCGUAUGAUGAUCUAUCAGGCGGCUCGGCUUUAUGAUCAAGGCUAUACUGAUGGUGAAUAUGCUAACGCUGGCAAAUAUCUGGCUGCCGAGGCUGCCUUCGAAGCCUGUGAGCGAGCCAUUUUGGCCCAUGGAGGGAUGGGAUAUGCGAAGGAAUAUCAUGUCGAACGGUAUCUUCGAGAGGUCUUCAUUCCUCGCAUUGCCCCGGUUAGUCGAGAGAUGAUUCUAAACUACGUAGGAGAGCGAGUGCUGGGUCUUCCCAGGUCUUACUGA